This is a messenger RNA of Phalaenopsis equestris, 1930 nucleotides long. RefSeq names its product lipase-like. The coding region runs from base 309 to 1700 and encodes 463 amino acids. The transcript is spliced from 8 exons. The record is from RefSeq and is a predicted model, not a curated record. NCBI's taxonomy places the organism in Eukaryota, Viridiplantae, Streptophyta, Magnoliopsida, Asparagales, Orchidaceae.
CAUCUUCAAAUAGCACCGCACCAAAUAAGCAGCCCCAAACGGCCCUUGGUGAGCCGCACGCGAGAAAAAUGUGGUGGGAAGUGGAGAAGUGCCGGCGACCAGACACGUCCAGAUUUCUAUAUUACUUCAAAUAGUACUUCCUCUGCUUUCUUGCGUUCGCACGCCUCCCCUUCCUUCUUCUUCUUCCCCUCUCAAUAGGGAAAGUAAUCGCUUCAAUUUCCCCUCCUUCGCUUACUCCAUCCACAUUCCAUCGCCCUAUUCUUCCUCAGCUUUCUGAGCCAAUUUAGCGCAACAGUAGGAGAGUCUCAAUGUCAAAGUUCUUGGGAUUUCUCAGUCUCACCGAGCUCUUCCUGAGCUCCAUGGUUCAUCUCCUCUUUGGGCUCUACAUAUUCAGCUCAGCCGUUGCUUGGGACCUCUCACAGGCUCUGACCAGCUCCCUUCGACCGACAAGCUUCGACGCCCCAGUGGAAGAAAUCAAUGGAAGACGGCCAUCGAUAGAGGCGGCUGUUGAUGACUCAGUUCCACCAAUCGUUUUGGUUCAUGGAAUAUUUGGAUUUGGUAAAGGGAGGCUAGGAGGUCUGUCCUACUUUGCAGGAGCAGAGAAGAAAGACGACCAUGUGCUUGUGCCUGACCUUGGCUCUCUAACAAGUAUUCAUGAUAGGGCAAGGGAAUUGUUCUAUUAUUUGAAGGGAGGGGGAGUGGACUAUGGAGAAGAGCACAGCAGAAUCUAUGGCCACUCACAGUUUGGAAAAAUCUAUGAACAAGGGAAUUAUGCUAUAUGGGACGAGCAUCAUCCAAUUCACUUUGUUGGCCAUUCCGCAGGGGCGCAGGUUAUUCGUGUUUUGCAGCAAAUGCUAGCUGACAAGGAAUUCCAAGGUUAUGAGAACACUUCUGAAGAUUGGAUUCUGAGUGUAACCUCCUUAUCUGGAGCUCUCAAUGGAACAACAAGAACCUACUUUGAUGGAAUGCAGCCUGAUAAUUGGAAACUCAUGAAACCAAUAUGCCUGCUUCAAAUUGCUCGGGUUGGAGUCAGCAUUUACGACUGGCUUAACAUUUCAUGGCUUAAGAACUACUAUAAUUUUGGAUUUGAUCAUUUUAAUGUGGAAUGGAGAAGAACAGGAAUUACAGGACUUAUAGAUCUUCUCCUUGGAAACAGUGGGCCUUUUGCUACUGGUGAUUGGAUCCUGCCAGAUCUCACUAUAGAAGGCACAAUCAAGCAGAACAGCACACUCAGAACAUUCCCAAACACUUAUUACUUCAGUUAUGCAACUAGAAGGACUAAGAAGUUUAUGGGGCUCACUGUUCCAUCCAGCAUUUUUGGAAUUCACCCAAUGCUUUUUUUAAGAGUUCUUCAGAUGACAAUGUGGCGGCACCCGGCGGAUUUGCCUUUGCCAUACAAGGGAUAUAGAGAUGAGGAUUGGUGGGAUAAUGAUGGAGCUCUGAACACAAUAUCUAUGACGCACCCUCGAUUUCCAGUGGAGCAGCCAUCUCAUCUUGUUGUGGACGAUUCAGAGUGUUACCCUCUUCAGCCUGGAAUAUGGUACUACAAAAUAAUUGAAGCCGAUCACAUCUUCUUCAUAAUUAACAGAGAGAGAGCAGGAGUUCAGUUUGAUCUCCUUUAUGAUGGUAUCUUCCAACGCUGCAGAAAGCAUGCGUUUAGGACUGCUCCACCACCGAUUUUGCCUAACCAACACGAUUAAUAGAAUCACAUUCUUUCUUUCUUUCUUUUUUUUUUUCCCUUGAUAUUAAGAAGAGAUUGAAUGAUUAAAACUGUAGAGCUUUCUGGUUGUAGGAACUUCAUUAAUGUCUCUGUAUUGUUUCAUCUGUAUGAACUGUAAAGAUCUGUUGGUUCGGAUUUGUUGAUAAAUUUUCUCAAAGUUUGAUGAUUGAAGUUAUGGAAAUAUGCAGAUUCUAUGAUGGUGAUCCCAAA